Myiozetetes cayanensis is the source of this 10746-nucleotide messenger RNA. RefSeq names its product leucine rich repeat and Ig domain containing 2 (gene LINGO2). The transcript is spliced from 7 exons. The record is from RefSeq and is a predicted model, not a curated record. Gene Ontology annotation, molecular function: protein binding. NCBI's taxonomy places the organism in Eukaryota, Metazoa, Chordata, Aves, Passeriformes, Tyrannidae. Bases 911 to 2731 code for a protein of 606 amino acids. Gene Ontology annotation, cellular component: plasma membrane.
UGGCCCCACCGAGGGGCAGGCGGCCAGCCCAGCCCUCGCCCCCGCCGCCCGGCUGCGGCUGCCGCGUCUCUCGCCCCCCGCUGCAGAGAAGGGGCAGCGGCGACUGCCAGGCGGGAGGAGAAGAGAGGGGCCGCCAGCGGCUCGGGCAGCGCGCUGCGUCUUGGUCUCCGGGGAUGGACUGGGCUUCGCCCUGCGCCUCAGCCUGCUCGCGGAGAGGAGGGCGGUGAUCGACCGCCCAGCCCGCCAGGAAGGACAGGUACCCCCGCCUGCGCCGCGGGGCCGGCACGACCCUGCUGACGCCCGGUUAAAUGUCACGGCUCGCCGUCCGCUCCCCGCCGCCGCCCCGCGCAUUGUUCACCUCGGGAGGGGGCUGUGAAGGUGGCGGCAGAGGCAGCCUCGGCUGCGGCGCGCCCCGCCGCCGCUCGCCGUGAGGGAGCGUCCAGGCAGCCGCCAGACAGUGAUUUGGUUUCACAAUUCUCUCCUCUUUGGUCUGCAUCUUUCUCCAGUAUAGUAAGUGAGCAGUGGAACUGGAAAACUUGGCAGAACUCUUUGUCUUUCCUGCUUGUAUCUGUGGAAACUGGUUUGCAAGAUUGAUAUGAAGAUAAAUUGUCUGAAUGAGGGAAGUAGUGGAGGACUUUAACCACAAGUGUGAAAAAUGAGCAGUGCCGACCUCGUGCAGUGAUCAUCUCUAGGACUUGAACCCACAAAGUCUUAAGGUUCACUGCAAGCAUUCUGAGUGUGGUGUCGUGAGAGAUGCUGUUGUCCAUGAGAGGCUGGGAUUAUCAUGAUCAAGUGCUGUAUUUUGAUUUCAUCCAGUGGCUGAGAGAUUUGUGGGGUAAAGAGGAAGUACUGAACUUUUAAAACUAUUAAACAGGCCCGUGACGGAGGGUUAGCCCAGAUCAGUGGAGUCAUGCGUCACACAGCUCUAUCAUACUGGCAGCCGUUCCUGGGUCUGGCUGUGCUGCUAAUCUUCACAGGCCCCACCAUGGGCUGCCCAGCCCGCUGUGAGUGCUCGGCACAGAACAAGUCUGUCAGCUGUCACCGAAGACGUCUGAUGUCCAUCCCAGAGGGCAUUCCCAUUGAGACCAAAAUCUUGGACCUCAGCAAGAACCGAUUGAAGAGCGUAAACCCUGAGGAAUUCACUUCAUACCCUUUGCUGGAGGAGAUUGACCUCAGUGACAAUAUUGUCUCCAAUGUGGAGCCUGGAGCCUUUAACAACCUUUUCAACUUGCGCUCCCUGAGGCUGAAAGGAAACCGUCUGAAACUGGUCCCCCUUGGGGUGUUCACUGGGUUAUCCAACUUAACAAAGCUUGAUAUAAGUGAAAACAAGAUUGUCAUUUUGCUGGACUACAUGUUCCAAGAUCUGCAUAACCUAAAAACGUUGGAGGUUGGGGACAAUGAUUUGGUGUAUAUAUCACACAGGGCCUUCAGUGGGCUGCUUAGCUUGGAGCAGCUCACCCUGGAGAGAUGCAACCUCACAGCGGUACCAACAGAAGCUCUUUCUCACCUCCACAACCUCAUCAGUCUGCAUCUGAAACAGCUCAACAUUAACGCUUUGCCGGCGUAUGCCUUUAAAAGACUGUUUCGCCUGAAAGACCUACAGAUAGAGGCCUGGCCCCUCCUGGACAUGCUACCUGCCAACAGUUUGUACGGUCUCAAUCUUACUUCCCUCUCCAUCACCAACACCAACCUGUCUGCUGUACCUUACUCUGCUUUUAAACACCUGGUUUACCUGACACAUCUCAACCUGUCUUACAACCCCAUCAGCACCAUCGAAACAGGCAUGCUGUCAGAUUUAGUGCGCCUGCAGGAGCUCCACAUGGUGGGGGCCCAGCUGCGCACCAUUGAACCACAUGCUUUCCAAGGGCUCCGAUUCUUACGUGUGCUUAACGUGUCCCAAAACCUGCUAGAAACCCUAGAAGAGAAUGUAUUCCAUUCCUCCAAAAGCCUUGAGGUCCUCUGUAUUAACAACAACCCUCUGGCCUGUGACUGCCGUCUCCUUUGGAUUUUGCAGCGGCAGCCUACCUUGCAGUUUGGGGGUGAGCCACCGAUGUGUGCUGGCCCAGAUAGUGUCAGAGAGAGGUCAUUCAGAGACUUUCACAGCACAGCUCUUUCAUUUUACUUCACCUGUAAGAAACCCAAGAUACAAGACAAGAAGUUGCAGUACCUGGUAGUGGAGGAAGGGCAGACAGUGCAGUUGAUGUGCAAUGCUGACGGGGACCCACAGCCUACCAUCUCCUGGGUUACCCCACGCCGGAGGCUGAUCACAGCGAAAUCAAAUGGUAGAGCCACAGUGCUGGGAGACGGCACCCUGGAGAUCCGAUUUGCUCAAGACCAGGACACUGGGAUCUACGUAUGUAUUGCAAGUAACGCAGCUGGGAAUGACACCUAUUCGGCCUCCCUUACGGUAAAGGGGUUUACUUCAGACCGCUUCCUUUAUGCCAACAGGACCCCUAUGUAUAUGACAGACUCCAACGACACAAGUUCCAAUGGAACUAAUGCGAACAGCUACUCUCUGGACCUUAAGACAAUAUUGGUGUCCACAGCUAUGGGUUGUUUCACAUUCCUUGGAGUGGUUUUAUUUUGUUUCCUUCUUCUUUUUGUGUGGAGCCGAGGGAAAGGCAAACACAAAACCAGCAUUGACCUUGAAUAUGUCCCUCGCAAAAACAAUGGUGCUGUGGUUGAAGGGGAGGUUUCUGGACCACGACGGUUCAAUAUGAAAAUGAUUUGAUGGUAUUCUGCUAGCAGUGCUUUUUCUGUGGCAUUAAAACCAAUUAAAACAGCCUGGCAUGUGGAACUGCUAGGCAAAAGCAGCUUAAUGCAGCUGUCAGUGUAUCAAAAGGUUGUAGGAAAAUGGAAAGACUAUUUGUGGUUAUACAACAGAGCCUCCAGACCUUGAGGCAGAUGUGUCAGGGCCUUUCAUAGAACUGGGAAAUUGUACUAACUGUUUGCAUUGCAAAUAUUGGCAUUCUGGGGAUAUCAGCAAUGAACCACUGGCUCAUGCUCAUGGACAAUUGUUCAACAUUUUCUACUGCUACAAAAGAAAAAAGAAAAAAAACAAACAAAAACCUACAGUGUAGGAUUUACAUACUUAAAGAAAAAGACACAUUUGUCUAAAACAUACUCUACAGUGACAUUUGUAUCUAUAUAUCUCAUUUGGUAAAACUUUGCAUCCUCCCUUCUAGUUGGUUCAACGCCAUAAAAAAAAUUAGUAGUUUUUUUCUUUUUAAUCUACAUCUAUACUGUGUACAUUUUAAAGCAAUACAAAUGAGAGGUUGUGCUUUUAGAUAUCCACCAAUACUGACCCAAGUGUGAUGUCACCCUUCUUUUAACUACCAUCAAACUCAAAUUAGAUUCUUGUAGUUACUAAUUAGAAAUAACAUAAGAUAUUUUUCUCCUCAUGUAGAAGGCCAGAGCUGAACAAUUGAGACUAAAACCACUCAACUCUGUUGAUCUUCUCUUCGUAUAAAUAUAAGGCAUGUGCCUAGUUUUGAUACAGAAUGGAAUAUUUUUUAUAUCUGUGAUAUCACACUGGACCAGUUUACUGUAACUUAGCCCUGGUUCUCACCCAGGGAAGGCAACCCACUAGUCAAUGCUGGCAUAGAGGAGUUGAGUUCUACCUUGAAGAGAGAGAAUCGGUUUUGUUAGCCCUGAUUUUAAUUUCAAAGCUACUGUUAAAAUGUUAAUGUGUACUGGGCAAAAUAAAGAGCAUAAUACAUUCUACAGACUCCUUGGGAAAUAUGGUCAUCUUACUAUUUAUACAAAUGAAUUGAAACAUACAAACACUCUGCUAUUAGGAAUGAACUCUUCUCCAAUGCCAAGUAAACUACAGUUGUUCAUGCAUAAUAUGGGGAUUAUACUACUAAAAUAAUUAUUAAAACAUGAUAGCCUCAAAAAGGCUAACAUACUGCCAGAUAUAAUGAACCUCUAGCCACUGUCAUUCUCAUCUUGUAUAUUUGUAGAUAACACACAGACACAAAGCUAAUUUCCAAGAACAGAUUACUUAGCUAUUCUUGAUGCCAUUUUAACAACAAUGUGGUUAUGUUUCUUUCAGGGGCAGUAUCUUAGAGCAAGAGGGGUGAGUUAUUUCAGAUUUUUUAAAUUAUUUUUAAUGGAGAGAAGUCAGAAGUGGAAUAUUAGUUCAGUGCGAGUAACUUAUGGUUUAUUUCUUUUACGUCUCUAAAAAAAUUUGCAAAAGACUGAGAAAUUAAACUUUAUUCUUAAUCAUUAAUAUCACUAUUUUUAUUUGAAAUUCUCAGCAAUUGCAAGAUAUGAAAUUGUUCAUCCACUUCUCCCUUUUCCAACAAUUAGGAGCCAUAAGUUUGUCCUACAUAGCUGAUAGCAAAUACAAUUUUUAAAUGAUUGGCAUAAUCUGGAGUAAGGACAACAAUGCCUAUAUCUAUGUUUAACAAAAAAGAAUAAGAAAAUAUUAUAAGACAGAAAAUUCGGAUUAAUGUGAUUUAAGAACCCGUGUUCAAUCUUAAUAUUAGAUUUCAUCACUUUGAAACCAAAGUCAGGCUGACCUAUAAUGGAAUGCAGGUGGUUCUAAAAUUAGUAUCCACAUUCUUUGGCAGAGAUUUUCAAAGCAGGAUAACAGUCUCCCACUCUUAUCAAAGAAAAUGUGCCAAAAAUUGUAAAAUCCAGCUGUGCUCCCCAGAGGUACCCAUAACAAAGCUGCAGGACCCAAGGCUAGGCAGUUUUGAGAAUCUCUUUUGUUAGUGGUUGAUCUUUGGUUGCAUUGUGCUCCAUUUUAUGUUGCCAAACUGAGGAGGUUGCAAGGGUUAUUAGAAUUUUGUUCAUUUAAUUUGAUUUUAAGUUUAGAGAUGGGUUUUCUUGCUUCCUUUUUUUUAAUGCUCUGAACUAGAUAGGUGGAGAUUUAUAGAGAUGCUUGAUGAGAAUGCUCUUUGUUCUAUGACAGUUUGUAGAACAUUAGUAUAAUGGAAUAACCCCUGACUAAAUUCUAACACCAGGGAAAUUAUUUUUGUUGAUGUAAUAACCACUGCACUGAUGUCCAAAACUCUACUGUACCUUAAUGUGGACAGUUAAAGAAACAAAUGGGGAUAAAAAAAAAUGUUUCUGAACUGUCCAUUGAAGACAUUUGCAUGUGCCUUUCCCUUGUAAUUGUAAUUUUUUUCAACUAGUAAUCCAUUGCCCCUGCAGUCAUUUCAUGUUAAAUGUUGAAAUCAAUGUUAGAAGCAAAAACUCUCUUAAGUUCUAGACAUUUGCAGCUGAUUUCUUCAUAUUAAAUGACACAAUGAAAAAAAUCCUGAAAAAAAACCACCCUAGAAAAAAUGUACUUUUAGGAUUAAUUAUGAAUUGCUGUAUUCCCUUAUUCCCUUAGAAUGACUCUGAUUGCAUUGUUAGUGCACUGCAAGGAUUUGUGAGCAGAAAUAUGCUUAGUUACCUUUGUGAAAUGUGUGCUGGUGAUGAAAAUCACCGCUUGCUGUUGCUGAGCACCACCUUGCAGAUCUGUCAACGUUCUGUGUAUCGCCUUGAGUUCAGUCAGUAUUCAGUUUUUCAGAAUCAGUGUUUGCUCCCUGCCUCUAGCAGUGUUCUUCUUUUUGCAGCCUACUUUUUUCAGCAUGGACUUGACAAGGCAUAUGGCAUCUCUUAACAGAAGUGAGGACAGCAAGACUCAGAGACACACUUUUUAUCCUCCUCCAUGUAGUCUCCUUUUUUAUGUAUCUGUGGGACACACACUCAUUGUGGCUCUUUUGGAUGAAUAUGGAAUACAGUGCCAAGUUCACACCUAGAUAAGCACCUUUUUGGCAAUUCUUUUAAGAACAGGAUGGGUGAGUGCCUACGUGCUUCUGGAAGGAGUCACUUCUAUUUCUCUGCUAGAGAUCAAGGGGACACCACAGUUUAUUUUAUUGCAGGGGAGAAAAAGGACUGGGCUAUGAGGAGGCCACAUGGUUCCCCUAUCAUAUAUUCAGAAACAGGUGGAUAGUGCAUACCUGGUACUAAAAGUGGGAACAAAGGUUUUAAGCUACCUCUGACUUUUAUACAGGCUGGCCCCCAUGAUGGCACAAGCCUGAACUUACCUGGGAGUCAGUACAAGAAAAUUCUGAGGAGCAGCCACAGUUCUGCAGAAAUGGAGAAAACAGAAAAUGUCAAAACCGGCAAAGCAACUUGAGGAAGGUACCAAAAUAUCCUUGUCACAAGUCCUUUAAGAGAAUGCUUGAGCCUCCCGCAAAUAUGUUUUGAAGUCCACUUCCACAGAUCAGUACUCUUCUUUCAGAAUAGAUGAAUGCACAGGUGUUUACAGAAUCACACUGAAUCAUGGAAUUAUUUGGAAAACACGUCCAAGGUCAUCGAGUUCAACCUUUGACCUUGUCAACUAGACCAUGGCACUAAGUGUCUCACCCAGUCAUUUACUGAACACCUCUAGGGAUGCUGGCUCCACCACUUCCCUGGGCAGUGCAUUCCAGUGUUUAACAACCAUUUCUGUGAAGAAAUUCUUGUUAAUGUUCAACCUGAACCUCGCCUGGCACAGUCUGAAGUUGUGCUCUCUCAUGCUGUAAUUUAGUUGCCAGGGAGAAGAGACCGACCCCCAUCUUGCUACAAUCUCCUUUCAGGUAGUUGUAGAGAGUGAUAAGGACCCCCCAUGAGCCUCCUUUUCUAGCAAUUUAACAAUUCCUCACAGGACUUGCUCUAUACAUCCUCCAGGAGUUCCUUUGCCCUUCUUUGGACAUGCUCCAGGACCCCAAUGUCUUUCCUGUAGUGAGGGGCCCAAAACUGAACACAGCAUUCAAGAUGUGGCCUCACCAGUGCCAAGUACAGAGGGACAAUUCCUCCCCUAGUCCUGCUGACCACACUAUUGUUGAUGCAGGCCAGGAUGCCAUUGGCCUUCUUGGCCACCUUGGAACACUGCUGGCUCACGUUCAGCCACUGUUGACCAGCACUCCCAGGUUUUAUUCUUCUGAGCAGCUUUCCAGCCACUCUUCUCCUGGCCUGUUGCACUGCCUGGGGUUAUUGUGACCCAAGGGCUGGACCUGGCACUUGACCUUGUUGAACCUCAUAUCACUGGCCUUGGCUUCUCAAUCCAGCCAGUCCAUAACACUCUGCAGAGCCUCCCUACCCUCCAGCAGAUCCACACUGCCACCCAAAUUAGUGUUGCUUGCAAACUUACUGAGGGUGCACUCAAUCCCCUCAUCCAGGUCAUUGGCAAAGAUGUGAAACAGGACUGGCUCCAAUAUUGAGCCUUGGGAACCCCACUAGUGACUGGACACCAGCUGGAUAUGGCACCAUUCCCCACCACUCUCUGUGCCCAGCCAUCAAACCAGGUUUUAACCUGGGCAUUUUUUAACCCAGUUAAACUUUCAAUAAGUGAGUUAAAAAAAAGACUGAAGCAAUGUAUUAACAAAAGAGUUGGAAAUUAUUUAAGGAUGGUUAAGGCUAACCAGUACUCCAUCUCUCCUUAUUUUCAUAUUUUGAGCUGAUUCUCUUUUAUUUUUUUUCCCCUUCUUCUUCCUUACUAAUUUUGCAACAUCAUUUUCAGAAAGAAUUUGUUCACAAAAAUCUAACUCCAGAUAGAUUCAGACUGGGAGGCUGCUUUUACCCUCUGUUCCUACCUCACCAUUCAGACAUUCCACCAGAGCUAACAGGGUCGACAGCUCCACAUACAACUGAACUCAAACAGGAGACUUCGAGGUCCCUAGAGAAUUAUCGACACAAGCUGAUGUCACUAGGUGGGUUUUUUUAAAUUAAUUUUUUUUUUUACUUAUUGUCACACUGCCAUUCAAGGUUUUCCUUAUUUAGUGAAUGGUAGCUAUCUUUUUUUCCUAAUUUCUUUUAUCUUGGUAUUGAAUCACCUAUGACAGUAACAAUUAAAACACUGUAAAUAAAAUUAAGAAACAUUACACACUACAGCCUCAGCACCACAAACUGUAAUUUAGGCAUAUGAGAUGCAGUAAGAAGUCAACAUUAAUAUUUAUUGGAAUGUCUUAUCUAAACCUUGUGACAGGAGAAACUGGUGAGAAGAAACUGAGGGAUGUAGGCCAUGUUGUGACUGAAUCACAUCAAAGAUAAGUAGAAACAGACUUUGCUACACCAUGCCUGGAUAUCAGUUAUAGACAUUGGACUUUUCCUGAAAAAUUUUCAGGACGUGUGAAUGCCAGAAGCCCACAGUUAACCCAUAAAAAGGUGAAGUGUUGGCUGAAAAUCUGGUAGAGCAAGCGGCUACUGGCUGACCAAGUACCACAGCAGCUUCCAACAAAGACAGACAAGAAACUGUAGUCAGGCAGUUAUUUUGCCUCAUCACUACUGCAUUGUGUGAAAAUAUAGUCCAUUAUACAAUAAUAAAAUGGACAAUCCUUACCUAUUUUUCUUCAAAGAAGGCAACGUUUGUAUAAUAAACUAUAGUCUGUUACACCUCCAUCCUCAGCAGUGAAACAUCCAGCAAGAAGUGAGGAAGAGAAAGCCUGUUCUGACCAGUUUGCUAAUUAUUCUUUUCUCCUGAAUAGUCCUAGUCUACCUGGGGCUAGCAUGAUGACUACCGUGUCCAUUUCCAUCGUCUCAGCUCAUCAGGUGGCUUGACAUGGAGUAGCAGGGAAAGAAACACAUGAUCAAAUUGUCCAUCUUCACUGAAUUGUACCUCUGAUCUCAAAUAAAAGAAAGAGCACAACAGCAGAGUCUUAGAAAGGCCAGUCUGCUGCACCUGAUUCAUAGUUUUGCCAUAAGACAACAUGUGGGAAAACACUGUAUACAUGGUUUCUGACCUUUUUUCAGUAUCCUCUGAGACUGAUUGCUUUUUAUGCUAAAAAGAACCAGGGGAAAAAAAAAUGAAAAAGCUCUCAUCCAGAAACUUAAAACUUAAUUGUGCCUGGAGAAGUUAAAGGAACACUUUGGAAAAAGCAGAGGGCCUCAUUGUUGGAGAAUCUCUCAAGAAAUGAAUGAGAUUUUUCAAGUUAUCUAAGCAAUUUGGAUGCCCUGUUCUUAUCUCCUGUAAUAAGAAUUAAAAACUCAGCUUCCCUUAGCAGCUUAGAAGAAUCUCAGUUAGUUCAGUGACACAUGCUCCUUUUGUCUGUCUCCUAGUUCUGCCCUCUUCCCUUCUCAGUUUCAAAUGACUGUGAUGCCAAAUGAAGAUCUCUGGAUUUGGUUAGGUUUCACUGAAUGUUCACAUGGUUUUUGGAAUCUGAUCUCAAAGAAGAAUCUUAAACCUUCUUCAAGCCAAAAAUAAAAAUAAGAAAUCUGAGUAAACCUCCUCCUCCAAGUGAAAUAAACCAGCUUCUAUAAAAGCCUUGCUACUGAGAUAGCUACAUGCCAAAACCAAUCUGCAGGGGAUUUUGUUGGGGUUGGGUUUUUUUUUAUUUGGUGGGUUUUUUUUUUUUUUUUUUUUUUUACUAGGAGCAGGUGGUUGGAUAUAAGGCCAGCUGGAAAUAAAAAUCUGUAUUUAUAGCAUCAGCAGAAUGAGGGAAGAGCUGUCAUAGUCAAGAUAAACAGUCCUUGUUAUUUCAACUUAAAUUGAAGAAUACUUUAUCUUUCAUAUUCAAAUAGGUUAUAGAAAAGUACAAAAGAACAGACUUUCACCUCAUAAUUUGAUUAUUUGUAUUUAUUCAGCAGAUACCAAAAUUGUCAUGAAGCAGAAGAGUUGAAGAGACUGAAAAGAGAUUUUCUACUGUAGUCAGGCAACAUAAAUCAGGAACACCAUUCUGUUGCUCCUGGUUACACUAGAAAUUUGAUAAAUGAGUCUAGGUUUUUUUGCUUUCUACUAAGCAGGCUGUAGUGGAAAAUAAGUGUAACUUAUGUUUUAAUUAUUUCUCACUUUGUGGCAUAUCUUUUUUCUGGAUUGCUUUAAUAUUUACCACUGCUAACUGAGCUGGAGAACAUGAAAAUGCACAUUGUAGAAGAAGAGGAAAAAAGGUAAAUGGAACUCUGUAACCUUAAAGAAGUCUGCCUAUUUCCAAGCAUGGCAUUUGCAAGUCAGCAACAUUAUCUCCUCAUACAUAAGCCAAGAACAAUGGUUUAAAAGUAUUGUGCAUAAGCUGCUGCAUAUGCAGCUAUGGAGAUGGUUGUCAGCUUGUACACACCUUAGCAAUUCUGAUCUUUCAGAAAAAAAAAAUAUUAUUGCUUCUUAAAGAAUUCGUUUAUGACAUUUUAAUACCUAAAAUCAAACAGCACUUUGACUUCAUUACAUUGGGCACUGUAUAAGUAGGAAGUAAAUUAUAACACUGAUCUCUUGAGCUUGCAGCCAUAAAGUAGGAAUUUGGCUUUUGAGCAAGUACACUUGAUAACAAGUCUCUCAUUGUUUGUGGAGGGAAUGCCAUAGUGCAGGUAUAUUAAAAUAUCAUCACACUUAACUAAAAUCUGUUUGCAAGCACAUGUAGUUCAUAUGUACAUGUUUGUGUGUGGAAAAAAAAAAAAGUUAUAUUUGUUUUGUUCUUUCCUUAAUUCAAGUAUUAAAUGUAUAUUGUUUUUAAAAGGUGACAAGGUUAACAAGAAAAAAUUGUGCUGUAAUUUAUUUUAAUAUAUAUGAUCAUGAAUAUAGAUGGGAAAUGAAACAGCCUUGCUGUCAUGAUCCAUGAAGCACAUGAGAAUUCAGAUUUGUCCAUAAGUUCACUUCAUGUUUGAGCAAAAUAUACUAAUAUAAUGGGGGGGGGGAAAAAAAAAAAAAAAAAAAAAAAGCUUUGUUUGUCAAGACAGUUGUCCUGAAUGUUAUUUUAAAAGUUACUUUAGGGCUUAUGUCAUGAUGUGUAUCAUGCUUAUCCACAAUGAAACCCAAAUAAAUAAUUCCAUGGAGUGGCAAAA